Messenger RNA from Castor canadensis (American beaver), 1350 nucleotides. NCBI's taxonomy places the organism in Eukaryota, Metazoa, Chordata, Mammalia, Rodentia, Castoridae. The record is from RefSeq and is a predicted model, not a curated record.
AUGUGGGAGCAAGCACCACCAGAGGAGACCCCUGUGGUCCAGGAUUGUUACCAGGAUAACGGGCAGAGUUACCGAGGCACGUCGUCCACCACCAUCACAGGAAAGAAGUGUCAAUCAUGGUCAUCUAUGACCCCACACCGACAUCAGAAGACCCCACAGAAUUACCCAAAUGCUGACUUGACAAUGAACUACUGCAGGAACCCAGAUGCUGACAAGAGCCCCUGGUGCUACACCACCGACCCGAGUGUCAGGUGGGAAUUCUGCAACCUGAAAAAAUGCUCGGAGAUGGGAGACGGUGUGGUGGAGUCACCUACCGUCACCCAAGUCCCAAGUGUGCAGGCCACUGCCGAGCCAGACUGCAUGUUUGGGAAUGGUAAAAGGUAUCGGGGCAAGAAGGCCACCACUGUCACUGGCACUCCAUGUCAAGGAUGGGCUGCACAGAAGCCACAUGUACAUAACAUCUUCACCCCAGAGACAAAUCCAUGGGCAGGUCUGGAAAAGAACUACUGCCGAAAUCCUGACGGUGACGUUAAUGGCCCCUGGUGCUACACGAUGAAUCCAAGAAAGCUUUUUGAUUACUGUGACAUCCCCCAGUGUGGAUCAAAUGAAUUUGAUUGUGGGAAGCCUCGAGUGGAGCCAAAGAAAUGUCCUGGAAGGAUUGUAGGUGGGUGUGUGGCCAACCCACAUUCUUGGCCCUGGCAAAUCAGUCUCAGAACAAGAUUUCGCCAGCACUUUUGUGGAGGCACGUUAAUAUCCCCGCAAUGGGUGUUGACAGCUGCCCACUGCUUGGAGAAAUUUUCGAGGGCUUCAUCAUACAAGGUCAUCCUUGGUGCACACCAGGAAGUGAAUCUGGAAUCAGGUGUUCAGGAAAUAGAAGUGGCUCAGCUGUUCCCAGAGCCCACCCGAGCAGAUAUUGCCUUGCUGAAGCUAAGCAGGCCUGCUGUCAUCACUAACAAUGUAAUCCCAGCUUGUCUACCAUCCCCAGAUUACGUGGUCGCUGACCGGACAGUGUGUUACAUCACUGGCUGGGGAGAAACUCAAGGGACAUUUGGUGCUGGCCUCCUCAAGGAGGCCCAGCUCCCUGUGAUUGAGAAUAAGGUUUGUAAUCGCUAUGAGUAUCUGAACGGAAAAGUGAAAUCGACAGAGCUCUGUGCUGGACAUUUGGUUGGUGGCACUGACAGUUGCCAGGGUGACAGUGGAGGACCUCUGGUUUGUUUUGAGAAGGACAAAUACAUUUUACAAGGAGUCACUUCUUGGGGUCUUGGCUGUGCACGCCCCAAUAAACCGGGUGUCUACGUUCGUGUUUCAAGGUUUGUUACUUGGAUUGAAGAAGUGAUGAAAAAUUACUAA